Messenger RNA from Phycomyces blakesleeanus NRRL 1555(-), 492 nucleotides. RefSeq lists its product as hypothetical. The transcript has 4 exons. The record is from RefSeq and is a predicted model, not a curated record. Gene Ontology annotation, molecular function: nucleic acid binding. Bases 1 to 492 code for a protein of 163 amino acids. Lineage: Eukaryota; Fungi; Mucoromycota; Mucoromycetes; Mucorales; Phycomycetaceae.
AUGGAUGAGCGAGAUGAGUGUCACUUGAUUAAUGAGAUGAAGACGAAUCGUGAGACAACACUUGGGGGUCUUACCACCUUCAUGUCUGACACCUUAGGGCAUCCCAUCUCCAACAAUGAGUCAAGGUUUAUGCUUUUCAGCAGAGAUGGCAAUACUAGAGUAUGGCGGUAUCCUCAAGAAAAAUACAGAGAAGAGUUCAUUAGACCAAGACUGCAGUGUGAUGGAGGCUCCAUUAUGGUUUGGGGCUGUUAUGCAUAUAUGGACUUAAUGAAAAGGAAGCUUCUUCCAUUUAUGGAAUCUCUUAGUGAGAACAAUGAUGGGGAGUUUAUCUACCAAGAAGAUAAUGCUUCUUGUCAUAAGUCUAAGGUUGCAGAAGAUUCAGAUCUCAGCCCCAUAGAGAAUUUAUGGGCAUAUCUUACUGGAAAAGUGAAGGCCAGAGUCCCCUCUCCAAAAAAUCUUAAUGAGCUGGAGAGGGCUAUUCAUAUAGAAUGA